Messenger RNA from Fusarium graminearum PH-1, 1452 nucleotides. RefSeq lists its product as uncharacterized. NCBI's taxonomy places the organism in Eukaryota, Fungi, Ascomycota, Sordariomycetes, Hypocreales, Nectriaceae. Bases 1 to 1452 code for a protein of 483 amino acids. The transcript has a single exon. The record is from RefSeq and is a predicted model, not a curated record.
AUGGGAGACGAUGAAAACUACGUACGUGUGGGAUGGAAUCAUUCUCAUGUACGUGAGCAGUCCAUAAGAAUUGUGAGACGAUGGAUGGAGGAAGAUUCUAUUACUGGACGUGUGGUUCUUGGUAGAAGAGGCGGUGCUGCUGGUGCGAAGAUAUUCAACUGGGAUUCCUCAGCACCAUCAACCGAGUUUUCAAUUUCAGAACUCCUCGCGCGUAAGAACCAUUCGAGACAGACCUCCGCGGCCUCCAAGGGUGUAGCAUCACCUACAGCGGCAUCAUUUGGAUGGGGCCACGCUCCCCUUCCCUCGCCUACUGCUGCUGCACCACCAUCUGCGCCUCGCACUUCUGAUGUCAGUGAGCCUGAACCGGCUUCGACUACUGAAUCAUCACCUGUUGAGGCUACUAAGAUAUCUCCUGUUUCAAAAACGAGACCACCGCCUCUGGACUCCCCUCCAAGACCGCGUAUUAUUGAGGAGCCUCCCUCACCUAUCAAGCCAAUACCACUGGAACCUACAAACCGGCCUAUAUCUAUAUCACAACCUCUACCCUUCCCUUCGUCUCCUACAAUUUCAGAACCUCAGUCUCCCAUGAACACUACCGCCCUCUUAGGGAACAACCGACCUGUAUCAAUCUCACAAGCACCGAGGUCACCUCUUGCACAGCCUCCAACAAACGCAGGAUGGGGCGAUGACGAUGACGAGGAUGAUGAUUGGGGAGACAUGGUAUCUUCACCUACAGUCGAAACAAACGGCGGGUUUGCUUCUAUGAAUGCGAUUGUGAAUGCCGAAAGAGCCAACGACAAAGAAAACACCGGAAAAUCCUUGAUUGCAGGCCAAUCCCCGAUGGUAGAGUCUUUCAAGGAUGAGCCUGAGGUGGAAACGCAAUCCAAUGGUCGUCUUUCCAUGGAUACUUUGGCAGUGCCAUCGCAAAACCUUGUGCCUAACAACCCUCGACUAACGGGGCCCCACUGGAAUAAACCGCAAGCAUUACAAAAUGCGGCCUUGGGCCAUUCCCGAUCCACGACUAUUGACCUACUUACUUCACCCAGAAAGGUGCCAAUGCCUGGUCACUUACGAUCGACAACAAUCGAUUUGGGAAACCCCCGCUCACCUCUGAAUGGAUUUGCAUCUGCAAACCUGACCCCUACUGAGGCGAAAUCAUCUGUUGAACAAACAAAUAAAGCCAACAGCUGGGACUCUUGGGGUUUGGGGCUGAUUGAUGAUUCCAGCAGACCAGUCAGUCCAGAAAAAGAUAGCGCAGCCGCAAACCAGACACCACAAACAUUAACAACACCCCUUGACACACUGAAGGGCAACUCUACACCCAAGAAACCACGGCCUAUGUCACUGCCUCUUCCUCCCCGACCACAGACAAUCACAGCGUCUUCAGAAGACGAUGAAAUUGUUGCAAAUAUUCUCCGAGAUCUUCCAGAUCUCUCUUAUAUGUUACGAUAA